GGUAGUUAAAUUCAGCUACGAAAGAUUAUUAAGGCCGGUUGAGUUGAGACCAAUGUAGGUAGGUAAACAUAUAUAUCUCUUGUUGCUGUUGCCUAGAGUGAUAGGGCUUGUUGAGUAAUUUUAACCUUGCCCCGCAAAAGCAAAACCAGUCCGUUAUCCACAUACACUCAAAUGUGAUGAGAAAUUUCAUUCGGCAUGCUAUAUUUACAUGAAACAGUAUACUUUAAAGGAUCACGAUAAUCGCCAAAUUCAUCAGCCUUACACAUCGAUCUGUGGAACGAUCUUUGAAAAACUUAAGUAUGCCUCGGUCCGCCUUUUCAUAUCCUUUUUAGUAGAAGAAUUGCUUUUUCUACCUAAAUAUUCCUACGAUCCCCUAACAUGGCGACACAAGAUGGGAAUCAUACGCUAGCACAUUCCGUCACUUUUUCCGACUAUCACCUUCGUAAGGACGUUCUUGUAGCCUUCCUCCGUUGGCGUUUUCAAGAUGACAAUAUCAAUGUCGAGAAACCAGUGGGGGCAUCGCAUUUCAACAGCUGGCUUCCUAGAGGACUAGAGAGGAUGCAGAUAACAAUGCUGUUAAAAAACUACGAGACAGGACUUCUUUUGAUCCUAAACAAGUGCAGGCAGAGUUCGGCUAAAACCUGGUUUGCUUUUUCUUUCAUUCGGCGUGCCCUAACAGCCGAGGCUUUCUUAUUUGGUGGACAUUAGCAAUAUGCAGGCAGCCGAACAUCGCCUUCCCUAAACUGAAAUAGAGGCGGGUUGGCUCCCAUAGCAUUUUAAAUGAUAAGUCUAUUGUAUAUCGCCAU
This is a messenger RNA of Hypoxylon trugodes, 806 nucleotides long. RefSeq lists its product as uncharacterized. The transcript has 3 exons. Bases 379 to 708 code for a protein of 109 amino acids. The record is from RefSeq and is a predicted model, not a curated record. NCBI's taxonomy places the organism in Eukaryota, Fungi, Ascomycota, Sordariomycetes, Xylariales, Hypoxylaceae.